Molecule: messenger RNA, 2258 nt
Organism: Mercurialis annua (annual mercury)
Lineage: Eukaryota; Viridiplantae; Streptophyta; Magnoliopsida; Malpighiales; Euphorbiaceae
Product: arginine--tRNA ligase, cytoplasmic-like
Exons: 18
Coding region: 107-2149 (680 amino acids)
Biological process (GO): arginyl-tRNA aminoacylation
Cellular component (GO): cytoplasm
Molecular function (GO): arginine-tRNA ligase activity; ATP binding
Source: RefSeq, a predicted model, not a curated record
CCAAAACCCUAAAAGACCACGAGAAACGAGCCAAUUUGAAGCAAAGAACAAGUAGAGAAACCACAGUGGCAGUUAAGCAAAAAGUAAAGAAGUAUAAAAAGAAGGCAUGAUAAAUUCCUCAUUAACCCUUCUAUUAGCGCCGGUUUCCCUUUCUCAUUCUCCAUUUCUCUCUUUCAAUAACCUCUCUCAUCUCCGCCACCACUCCGCCGCCGCGCUGCCUCGACUAGCAACGCUUUCGCUUUUUCAUUCUCCAUCACUCUCUCAUCUCCGCCAUCACUCCGCCGCCGCUCUGCCUCAUCCGACAGGCUUGUCGAGAGUAAAUUCAAGACGAAUUGUAGUCUCAGCUACUAAGACCUCGCAAUCAGUAUCCACAAUGGCAAAUAAUGAGGAGAAUGAAAAUAUAGGAAAUUUGAAAGAACUGUUAGCUAAGCUUUUUGAGUCGGCUCUUCGAGUGACUGUACCUACCGAACCGGAUAUCGAACCUCUCCUUGCCGCUUCCACUGCUAAAUUCGGCGACUAUCAAUGUAAUAAUGCUAUGAGCCUUUGGGCAAAAAUCAAAGGGAAAAAAACCGAUUUCAAGGGGCCUCCAGCAGUUGGACAGGCUAUCAUGAAAAAUCUGCCCCAGUCCGAAGUAAUAGAAUCUUGCUCUGUGGCAGGACCGGGAUUUGUCAAUGUGGUUUUAUCUAAGAAUUGGAUGUCUAAGAAAAUUCAGAAGAUGUUGAUAGAUGGAAUUGACUCAUGGGCGCCUAAGCUUUCAGUUAAAAGGGCCAUAGUUGAUUUUUCAUCUCCAAAUAUAGCUAAAGAAAUGCAUGUUGGGCAUUUGAGGUCAACAAUUAUUGGUGACACCCUAGCUCGUAUGCUUGAAUUUUCAAAAGUUGAUGUUCUCCGAAGAAAUCACGUUGGUGACUGGGGGACACAGUUUGGUAUGUUGAUUGAAUUUCUCUUUGAGAAGUUUCCAAACUUUGAAGACAUCAAUGAAAGAGCUAUUGGAGACCUACAGGAAUUUUAUAAGGCAUCAAAGCAGAGGUUUGAUUCUGAUUCUGAAUUCAAGGAAAGGGCACAAAGAGCAGUAGUUCGUCUUCAGGGCGGAGAAGCCAGGUACCGCCAAGCAUGGACACAAAUUUGUGACAUUAGUAGGAAGGAAUUCGACAAGGUAUAUCAAAGACUGGGGGUACAACUUGAAGAAAGGGGAGAAAGCUUUUAUAAUCCACACAUUCCUGGGGUUAUAGAUGCAUUAAGCAAUCAAGGAUUAGUCGAAGAAAGCGAAGGUGCUCGUGUGAUCUUUAUUGACGGAGUUAAUAUUCCUCUUAUUGUUGUGAAGAGCGAUGGUGGUUUUAACUAUGCUUCAACUGAUCUAACUGCUCUUUGGUAUCGCCUUAAUGAGGAGAAAGCAGAGUGGAUUAUAUAUGUUACUGAUAGUGGUCAACAACUGCAUUUUGAUAUGGUAUUCAAAGCCGCCAAGCGUGCAGGUUGGCUCCCCGGUGACGAUAGCAUGUUACCUAAAGUUAACCAUGUUGGAUUUGGCCUUGUUCUCGGUGAUGAUGGCAAGCGCUUUAGAACCCGGUCCACUGAAGUGGUUAAAUUAGUUGAUUUACUAGAUGAAGCCAAGACUCGUAGCAAAGCAGCACUUAUUGAGCGGGGUAAGGGUGAAGAAUGGACCGGAGAGGAGCUUGAACAGACUGCUGAGGCAAUUGGUUAUGGUGCUAUUAAGUACGCUGAUCUAAAGAACAACAGAUCGACCAAUUAUACAUUCAAUUAUGACCAGAUGCUAAAUGACAGGGGCAACACUGCUGUUUAUUUGCUAUAUGCACAUGCCCGUAUCUGUUCGAUCAUCAGGAAGUCUGAAAGAGACAUUGACGAGUUGAAGAAUACGGGCUCGUUGGUACUUGAACAUGCUGAUGAGCGUGCACUUGGGCUUCAUUUACUACAGUUUGCGGAGACGGUCGAGGAGGCCUGCAUCAAUCUGCUGCCAAAUGUGUUGUGUGAAUAUCUCUAUAACUUAUCUGAACACUUCACCAGAUUUUAUUCCAAUUGCAAGGUUUUAGAAUCACCGGAGGAGACGAGUAGACUCUUGCUAUGCGAAGCAACAGCCGUGGUGAUGCGGAAAUGCUUUUCCCUCCUUGGAAUUGUUCCCGUCUACAAGAUAUAAUUUUACGAACUGAAAAUGUCAAGGAAUUUCUUUGUAGUCUGUUGCCCAGGCACCAUAACGAUAAUAUACUACUCACCAUAAAUACGAGAAGUUUUUGUUUCUUUGGGUU